Molecule: messenger RNA, 1851 nt
Organism: Anopheles cruzii
Lineage: Eukaryota; Metazoa; Arthropoda; Insecta; Diptera; Culicidae
Product: N-acetylgalactosaminyltransferase 6-like
Exons: 3
Coding region: 1-1851 (616 amino acids)
Cellular component (GO): Golgi apparatus
Source: RefSeq, a predicted model, not a curated record
AUGGACGACAAAUUGGGCAAGGCCCGCAAAGCUCGCUGGCGAUCGUGUGCCAGGGACACGUCGGAAGUUCUGUACAACCUCCGGUAUCUGCUUGUGAUCUCGGUGACUGCCCUGCUCAUUUUGGUCCUGCGUCACCGGUACCGUCCGCCGGAGAACAACGUCGAAGCGCACCGGGAAGAGUUCGUACUGCCCAACGUGGCCCCGCAGUCCAAAGUAGACUACAACGACUACCAGCAGAUACAGCAGGAUCUCGAGCGUACCGGACCUGGCGAGCAGGGCAAACCGGCCACGCUCAGCCCAACGGACAGUGACAGUGAACUGCGCCAGAAGCUCUACUUCCAGAACGGCUUCAACGCGCUGCUUAGCGAUAAGAUCAGCGUCAACCGCUCCGUGGCGGAUCUGCGGCACCCGAGAUGCCGUACGCUCCAGUACUCCCGAAGUCUACCGUCCGUCAGCGUCAUCGUGCCGUUCUACGAGGAACACUGGACCACCUUGUUGCGCACCGUUUACAGUGUGGUGAGACGAUCGCCGGCCAGAUUGCUGAAAGAAAUUAUCCUCGUCGAUGAUGGCAGCACGAAACCGUUCCUCAAGCGCCAGCUCGACGACUAUGUGGAGAAGCACCUCAAGUCGCUGGUGAAAGUAGUACGUCAUCCGGAGAGAGUCGGUCUGAUAACGGCCCGAUUGACCGGUGCAAAGCUGGCCACAGGAGACGUACUGUUGUUUCUGGACUCGCACAUCGAGGCAGGAAUCAAUUGGCUGCCACCGUUGCUCGAACCGAUAGCGCGCGAUCCACGCACCUGUGUGUGCCCCUUCAUCGACGUCAUCAUGGACGAUACGUUUGAGUUUGUCCCCCAAGACCAGGGCGCCCGUGGUGCGUUCGACUGGAACAUGCUCUACAAGCGGCUACCGUUGCGACCGGAAGAUCUCCUAGACCCAACGAAACCGUUCCCCAGUCCGGUGAUGGCCGGUGGUCUGUUUGCCAUCAGUGCCUGGUUCUUCUGGGAGCUCGGCGGCUACGAUGAGCAGCUGGAGAUCUGGGGCGCGGAGCAGUACGAGCUGAGCUUCAAGAUUUGGAUGUGCGGUGGGCAGCUGAUUGACGCUCCGUGUUCGCGGGUCGGCCACAUCUACCGCAGCUAUUCGCCCUUUCCGAACGCGAAAACGUACGACUUUGUGGCCAAAAACCACAAACGGGUGGCCGAAGUGUGGAUGGACGAGUACAAACAUUACGUGUACCGUCGGGAUCCGCAGCGGUUUGCCAUCGAUGCGGGGGAUUUGUCGAAAAUGAAGCAUCUGCGCCGCCGGUUGCACUGCAAACCGUUCCGCUGGUUCAUGGAAACGAUCGCACCGGAUCUUAUCGAGUGGUACCCGCUGAUCGAGCCAGAAAACUUCGCUUCCGGUGUCAUCCAGAGUCAGGCGAAUGGAAACCUGUGCGUCGAAGUGGAGAGCAUUUCGGUUGGCGGCAAACGCGCCCUGCUGGCACCGUGUGCCAGUGACAAAAUCGCACCCGAACGCCCGGGACAAAACUUCCAGUUCACCUGGCGGCGGGACAUCAAAUCGAUGCUCUUCUCGUCGGAGUGUUUGGACGUGACGGAACACUCGCCUGACGCGCAGCUGCAGCUGAUCGGCUGCCACAAUCAGCAGGGCAAUCAGCUGUUUCAAUACGACGUGGACACCAAACAGAUCUACGCGGGAAGGGAUAAAGCGUUCUGCCUAGAGGCUCAGCUAGCCCGCCGUCAGCUCACCGUCAACGUGUGCAAUGAAGCGCUCCAAACCCAGCACUGGCGCAUUGGUCAUAUGAACGUACAGCUUCUCAAGAACUGGCACAAACACGGUGCAAAGCUAGUCGAUUGA